AUUUCCGCUGACGUCACUGCGUAAGUCCUAGCAGGCUGCAGCUGUCUGAGAGCAACAAUAACAAGCUUCAUCCAGCAGCUACUUCAACGCGACCGAAGCGCUACGUGACAGCGCCAAAUACUACCACAUUUAGCAAGAUGUGGGGGUCCAAAUAAGUCUGGCCUCCGUCUCCCGGUCCUCUGAGUCGAAUUCCGCGUUUUCGUCGCAGCAAGCGCCGAGAAUCAAGCAGCAGACUCGGCCGCAAGGGAACAAGACAGUUCGGGGCUGCAUCUGGGUCAGUGGGCCUAUCGGCGGCUGUACCGGUGCUUGAUCAUCCGUUCUUCUUCACCUUCUGCAUCCAAACCGUGCUAACAUGCAGGCUAACGGGGAAGCGCAGGACCGAGACCCGGAAUUGUCCUGUCGAAACGGCACCCAGAACUGCGAGUCGUCCGCCGCCGGGGCAGCUCGCUCCAAUGGACUUGUGUCAGUCAACAAUGGCAACACGGUGAGUACAAACAACGGAGUGUCAGCACAGCCCGCGUCCAACAACAACAACAACAACCACCCGACCGACAGCAACUGUGGCGGCAAGAAGAAGAAACGUUUGUCACAGUCUGAGGAAGACGUCAUCAGGCUCAUCGGACAGCAUUUACACGAUUUAGGUCUCAAUCAGACGGUGGACCUCCUGAUGCAAGAAUCGGGCUGCAGGCUGGAGCAUCCUUCUGCCACCAAGUUUCGCAAUCAUGUCAUGGAAGGAGAAUGGGACAAGGCUGAGAGUGAUCUAAAUGAGCUGAAGGCACUGAUGCAUUCUCCUACUGCUAUAGUGCGUAUGAAGUUCCUGCUGCUGCAGCAGAAGUAUCUGGAGUACCUGGAGGACGGCAAAGUCUUGGAGGCUCUGCAGGUUCUCAGGGCCGAACUCACUCCUCUCAAGUACAACACAGAGCGCAUCCACAUUCUAAGCGGGUACCUGAUGUGCAGUCACGCAGAGGACCUGCGAGCCAAAUCCGACUGGGAAGGCAAAGGCACGGCGUCCCGAACGAAGCUGCUGGACAAACUCCAGACUUACCUGCCUCCAUCCGUGAUGCUGCCUCCCCGCCGACUGCAGACUCUGCUCAAGCAGGCGGUGGAGCUGCAGAGGGAGCGCUGCCUCUACCACAACACCAAGCUGGACAGUGGACUGGACUCUGUGUCUUUGCUGCUGGACCACGGCUGCAGUCGGAAACAGUUCCCGUGUUACACUCAGCAAAUACUCACUGAACACUGCAACGAAGUCUGGUUCUGCAAGUUCUCCAACAACGGCACCAAACUGGCGACUGGUUCCAAAGACACUACAGUGAUUAUCUGGCACGUUGACACGGAAACGAGACAGGUGAAGCUGAUGAAGACUCUGGAGGGUCACGCGUACGGGGUCUCCUACCUGGCGUGGAGCCCUGACGAUUCCUAUCUCAUCGCCUGUGGUCCCGAUGACUGCUCUGAGCUGUGGCUAUGGAAUGUACAGACGGGGGAGUUACGAACAAAGAUGAGUCAGUCUCAUGAAGACAGCCUGACCAGCGUGGCGUGGAAUCCAGAUGGCAAACGCUUCAUCACGGGUGGGCAGAGAGGCCAGUUCUACCAGUGUGACUUGGAUGGAAACCUGCUGGACUCAUGGGAAGGCGUCCGUGUGCAGUGCCUGUGGUGUUUGGGUGAUGGCCGCACCGUCCUCGCCUCGGACACUCACCAGCGCAUCCGUGGAUACAAUUUUGAAGACCUGACUGACAGAAACAUAGUCCAGGAGGACCAUCCCAUCAUGUCCUUCACGGUCUCCAAGAACGGAAGACUAGCUCUGCUCAAUGUUGCUACGCAGGGCGUGCACCUGUGGGACCUGCAGGAUCGCGUCCUGGUGAGGAAGUACCAAGGCGUGACGCAGGGCUUCUACACCAUCCACUCCUGCUUUGGAGGCCACAAUGAAGACUUCAUCGCCAGCGGCAGCGAAGACCACAAAGUUUACAUCUGGCACCGGCGCAGCGAGUUGCCCAUCGCGGAGCUGACCGGUCACACUCGCACAGUCAACUGCGUGAGCUGGAAUCCCGUCCUGCCCGGGCUGCUGGCAAGCGCCUCCGAUGACGGGACGGUCCGAGUCUGGGGACCCGCCCCUUUCCUCGAUGUUCAGGAGGCAGAGGGACUCAAUGAUUGUUGCAGCAUGGACAGCUGAUCUGCCGCUGCCUGCCGUGAAGCUGACGAGCGCCAAGACUCUGUUGAAACUUGAACGGCUGAAGCUUUGCUGAUUGGGCAGCUGCUUCCUGGAGGCGGGACCCGGUGUGUCAGGAAGUCACGGAGAUGCCAGACUCAAUCGCACUCUUGCGCUCACACUUGGACAUCCAUUGUCUGACACACCUCCUCCUGAUUGGAUGAUCACCACCACGUAGGACCAUCCUUCUCCUCCUCUUAUUUAUUAUCGCAGACAUUUAUUUACAACGUUCCCUCACAUAGCUGGUGGAGGGUGUGUGUGUGUGUGUGUGUGUGUGUGUGUGUGUGUGUGUGUGUGUGUGUGUUUGCUGUCUUCAGCCCUUUUCCUUCUUUACCCGACCUUUGAAGAGAUGUGACCUGCAGGGAGACGAUGGAUGUAGUCCCCACCCGAAAGGUCU
This is a messenger RNA of Dunckerocampus dactyliophorus (ringed pipefish), 2603 nucleotides long. RefSeq names its product WD repeat domain 26a (gene wdr26a). Gene Ontology annotation, molecular function: protein binding. The record is from RefSeq and is a predicted model, not a curated record. Gene Ontology annotation, biological process: proteasome-mediated ubiquitin-dependent protein catabolic process. NCBI's taxonomy places the organism in Eukaryota, Metazoa, Chordata, Actinopteri, Syngnathiformes, Syngnathidae. Bases 353 to 2170 code for a protein of 605 amino acids. Gene Ontology annotation, cellular component: GID complex. The transcript is spliced from 14 exons.